This is a messenger RNA of Vicia faba (fava bean), 384 nucleotides long. The record is from the annotation of a GenBank genome assembly. NCBI's taxonomy places the organism in Eukaryota, Viridiplantae, Streptophyta, Magnoliopsida, Fabales, Fabaceae.
AUGGCUUCGAUUGAAACCGUCAAGUGCUACUGUUGCGGCUUAACGGAGGAGUGUACACGGCCGUACAUUGAUCGUGUUCGUGAGUGUUACCAUGGCCGUUGGAUUUGCGGAUUAUGCGUCGAGGCGGUGAAAGACGAAACGGUGAAAUCGCAGAGAGAUAUUAGCACUGAUGAGGCGCUGAAGCGACACAUGAAUUUCAGAGCUUUAACUUCGAGUCCUCCUGAAAAAUCUGAUAUCGAUUUGAUUCUUGCUGUGAAACAUCUUUUCUUUAGGGGUUUGGAUUCUCCGAGGAAAGAAGGUUUGAGUUUUGGUAGAUCGCGCGGCUGUUUUUCUUCUACUGUGAAUGGAACGACACAGGGAGUGAAAGAGGGAGAGACGAGUUAG